CUCUCUCAUUAUGCGCUCAUCCGUUCCACCGGCUGAGGGCUAAGAGAGGAGCGCUCAGGAGGAGAGUGUUUGUGCUGAGCGACACGCUGAUGCUGUUUUCUUCAAAAAGAAAAAAAUCCCUGAAAUGUCAGGAGCUGCUUUUGCUUUUGCCAGUCCUCCCUUUCAUUCCCGUUUGCUCCCCCCCCUCUCUCUCUGUAUUGCCGUGUCUGUCCGAUGACUUCUCUCACUGACUCACUCCAACCCUGCUUCAGCUGGCUGAGUGCACUGACACUGGGACCACUACCUGCUGCCUGGGGAUUAAGCGCGUUAUGAAAACCCGGAGCCUAAUUUGUUGUUUCGGCUGCCAGUGAAUGUUGGAUCCUUACAGAGGAGAAACUGGUGCAUAAAUCCUGGCAGCCAAGGCACUGGACACUGGACUGGAUGCUUGAGGAAGCGUAUAAAUGAGAGACCAGAAUGACCAGAGAAAGACAAGAAAGGUUGGACAAGUUUUUUCCUGAAAGGAGAAAAUAAGUCUUACAAGGAUCCGGAUGCAAUGAGAACCUUUUCCUCUAUUUAUUUGGUUGGGAUUCUCUGUCAGGGUGCUGACAUAAGGGAAGAUAGCCCCACAAAUCUCCGCCUCAACUUUCUUGGUUGAUUUCUGAUCACACACAGUUUUUUUUUUGUCUUUUUCUUUCCAUAAGUGUGCUCAGUUCGUGCGCCUCUGUUUCAGUGCUCAUCAGAAGCUACUUGGGGUGUAAGAUACCUCUGCGCUAACAGGUCGAGUGGGGAUUGCGAUCGUUCUCCUCUCCAACUUUUUCCUCCUCUCCGGCACUUCUUCUGACCCGCUUUCAGCUCCAGCGCACCAGCAGGGUGGGGGGCAGCUGCUUACCCUCUCCCAGAGACUGGCUGGGAAUAAAGGUCAUUGAACCGAGGAGCAUUGACAGGCAAGCAGGAAAGAAGAGGAGGAAAAACAAACCCUCUCUGCGAACACAAGAGCAUAUGGUUUAGCGAAAGGCAGCCAGCUGCUUUUGAGCCAUCCCGCAAAUCACGCUACAGCAGAUACAAGUUGCUCUGGUGACGGUGUCAGGUUUGGACGGAUUUUACAUGCUGCGGUCGUAUAUCUCUUCAUAUCCCAAACCAUAAACCAGCAGAGCAAGUCCAGCGGAUACAAAGAAGCAGCUGUGUUGUGUUAAAGGCAGGUCCGGCAAAUCAUUGCUCAGGAGAGCAGCAAAGCCUUAUUGUCCCAACAGGAAACAGCCACAGGGAGGCUAAAAAAGAUGCUUGGCUGUCGCCUCUGAGGAAAAUACUUAUACUUACGUGUUGUCGCUGGGCACCAGACCUUUACUUGGUUUGUAAAGGCUUUGACAAGGAAGACCCCUUGCACUUCCAUCUAACUAUCAGUCAGGGUCACAGGGAAGAAAAAGAGGAUUCCUUUUGUGGAUGUACCAUUGCUUGGAAAUUUUCCGUGUGGAUAUUUGACAAUCCAAGACACCCACAUUUGAACAUAGAAUUUUCUGGUUUAGGUGCAUCUCACAUACAUUCAUUCAAAAAGUGCCCUAACACGCAUUUUCAAACACAUUAUCAUCACCCACUUAAAUCCACGCACAUGUUUGCACUGUAAGUAUAAAGCACACAUACUCACAUUGAAAGUCUUAGUAUUAGUUUGUCUUCUUCCUAGCGGAUGCAGCAGAAUGGAGGUCGUGUGGACAGGUGGGGGGCUGUAGGAGUCCAACAUCUCUGUCCCGCUGUCUGUCCUCUUUCCACAAAUGGGUGUUAUUAUCUCUAAAAAUGUGUUGCUUGGAAACCACUGAAAGCUUGCUGCUGCGAUUCUCUGACAGAAACAGUCACCGGGUCCCCGCCGCAAUACACAGUUGGAACCGCAGCUGAAACACCAAUCAUUACGCACCUUUUUUGCUUUUUGUUUUAUCUUCAUCUUCAUACUCUGCCCUUACCCCACCGCCAUCAUUUUCUCCAACGGGUCUUUGGGCACCCCUCGUCGCCCUCCUCGUCCCAUCCUCUCCUCCACCCUGGAGGGGAGAGGGUCAUUGGAGUGGAGCAUGAGCGGGUGCCACUACCCUUCGCCACCGCCACCAGAGCAGGACCGCAGGUACCAGCACAAGGUAUCCCUGGUUGUGCGCUACUUUAUGAUCCCCUGCAACAUCUGUCUGAUCCUGCUGGCCACAUCUACACUGGGCUUCGCCGUGCUCCUGUUCCUCAACAACUACAAACCACCUCACUUCACACCGGCUCAGCCUCCUGAUGGCUGCAGAGGGAUGUUGUGUGGCUUCGGCGCUGUAUGUGAGCGUGACCAAACUGACCCGGCCAAGGCUGAGUGUGUUUGCAAGAGAGUAGAGUGUCCAUCCCUGGUGGCACCUGUUUGCGGCUCAGAUUCCUCCACCUACUCCAAUGAGUGCGAGCUGGAGAAAGCCCAGUGCAACACACAGCGACGCAUCAAGGUGCUGCGCAAGGGACCCUGCUCUCUGAAGGACCCCUGCUCUGAUGUGACCUGCAGCUAUGGCAGCACCUGCGUCCAGUCGUCAGAUGGCUUGUCAGCUAAAUGCAUGUGCCCCCUAGGCUGCGAGGGCAAACCCAACCAGGUAGUGUGCGGCAGUGAUGGAAAUGACUACCGCAGCGAGUGUGAGCUCCAUCAGCAUGCCUGCAAGAACCAGAAGAACAUACGUGUGCAAUACAAAGAUCAUUGCGAUCCAUGUAAAAAAUAUGACAAGAAUCGGAAAAAGUUUUGCUGGGUGGAGGCUCUCACCCGUCAAGUACACCACCUUGAUCCGCCAGAGUUGUGCACCCCAGAUAACGAACCUCUGUGCGCCAGCGACGGUCAAACUUACCCCAGUGUGUGCUUCAUGACAUCAACCGGCAUACAAAAAGGCGUCAAGCUCAGGAAGAUCCACGCAGGGCAAUGCAGAAGGCUGGACGACUGUGAGGAAGAGUGUCUCUUCAACGCUGUGUGCGUAGUGGACCAGCAGAAUGCUCGCUGCUCCUGCGAUCCCAUCGAGUGUGAUGGCACCUACAAGCCCGUGUGCAGCAAGGACGGCCACACAUACAGCAAUGACUGUGUUCGACGUAAGGCGGAGUGUCUGAGCAAGUCCCUCAUCCCCAUCAAGCACCCGGGGCCCUGUGAUCUCAGCAUACCGAGCCCCUGCUUGGAUAAGGUGUGCGAUCAUGGGGCAGUGUGCGUGGUUAAGAACAACGAGCCAGUGUGCGAGUGCCCUGAGGCUUGCCCACAGAUGUCCGACCCAGUGUGCGGAUCUGACGGCCACAGCUACGGCAGUCCCUGCGAGAUGCGAGCAAUGGGCUGUGCUCUUCAGCGAAGCAUUCAAAUCCAACACAAAGGACCCUGUGAUGAGACUUGUGGGAACUGCUCUUUCGGUGCAAUCUGUGAUGCCCAGAGCGGGCAGUGUGUGUGUGCGUCAGAGUGCGUGGAGUCCCACCAGCCUGUGUGUGGCAGCGACGGCACCACCUACAACAGCGAGUGUGAGCUGCACGUGCGGGCCUGCAAAGAGCAGAUGGAUCUCCGAGUGGUCAGCCAGGGAGAGUGCAAAACAUGCGGCAGCACUGUUUGUGCCUGGGGUGCCCGGUGUGUCCAGAAUAAGUGUGAGUGCCCACAGUGCUCAGGCGAGGCCUUAUCCACAGUGUGUGGAAGCGAUGGCACCACCUACAAAAACGAGUGUGAACUCCGCAUGUCCUCCUGCAUGCAUAAGAAGAGAAUUGAUGUGGCAAAGCCUGGCAGCUGUGAUGAAGACUGUGGCUCAGGCGGGUCAGGCUCAGGUGUGGAGAGCUGUGAACAGGACCGCUGUCGCAUGUUUGGAGGCUCAUGGGACGAGGACGCAGAGGAUGAAGGUUGUGUCUGUGACUUCACCUGCCAAAGUGUGCCCAACAACCCGGUUUGUGGCUCAGACGGCAAAAACUACAGCAACGAGUGUGAGCUGAAGAAGGCCAGAUGUGAGAAACAAGAGCACUUGUUGAUUCAGAAUCAGGGACCCUGUGCAGCGAUUUCAGCCACAUCUCUGCCUGAGCUGGCGGCACCCCAGCACUGCAGUCUGUCUGUGUACGGCUGCUGCCACGACAACGUGACGGCCGCCUUAGGAGUCGGACUGGCUGGAUGUCCGAGUACCUGUCAGUGUAAUGUCUACGGCUCCUACAAGGGGACAUGUGAUCCAGCCACUGGCCAGUGCUCCUGUAAGCCAGGUGUCGGGGGACAGAAGUGUGACCGCUGCGAACCAGGCUUCUGGAACUUCCGUGGCAUUGUGACAGAGAACAUGAGCGGCUGCACACCGUGUAACUGCGACGCCACAGGCUCGGUCCGGGACGACUGUGAGCAGAUGUCUGGUCUGUGUUCCUGCAAGACGGGAGUGAAGGGCAUGAAGUGCAACGUGUGUCCAGAUGGAAGCAAGAUGGGCAUGAAUGGCUGCGACAAAGGUCCUGAGGCCCCAACUUCCUGUGAAGAGUUAGUGUGUAGUUAUGGAGCGUCUUGCAUUGAGGUGAACGGCCAAGCCCACUGCGAGUGCCCUUCACCUGACUGCGAUGAGAAAAACAAGACCAAGGUGUGUGGCUCAGAUGGGGUGACCUAUGCCGACCAGUGCCAGCUGAGGACCAUAGCCUGUAGGCAGGACAAGGACAUCACAGUGCGACACUUUGGACAGUGCACAGAAACCAUCUCUGAGCCGGCAGAUCGACCCACCCCCAACCCCCCCGCCACCACCCCAAGCUCAACCGCUGCCGCCACCAUCACCACCACCGCCCCUUUUCCCUCUAAUGUGGUGUGGGCCAUCCCGCCUCCAAGGACAGCCGAGACAGAGACCACUGAGCAGCCCCCGGCCACUAAACCCUUUUCCACCCUCACCCACAAUCGUGCACGAUCAAACCACCACUUCAUCCACACCCAGCCUCAGCCGCAGUCCACCGCUGCCGCCACCACCUCCCCCUCUCGUAGCAGCCCUGCCCCCUCCACUGCUGCGGCCUCCUUUGAGGGCUCAGGCAGCGGCGAGCCAAGCGGGGAUGACCGGACUGAAGAAGAGGAGGAGCCAGAAGAGGACGUGGGUAGCGGCAUCCCAACAGAGGCCAGUGGGGCAGAGGAGCCUGUCGGUCCCACAGUGGCAAGCACCACUGUACCCACAGCUGAGGACAGGUCAUCCUGUGACAACAAGGAGUUCGGCUGCUGCCCCGACGGCAAGACACCAGCCAGCACUCCAGAGGGCGCCAACUGCCCCUCCACCAUGAAGUUCAGCGGCUUCCUGCACUUGGACCAGGUGGAGGGCCAGGAGAUUUUCUACACCCCCGAGAUGGAGGACCCCAAGUCAGAGCUGUUUGGAGAGACGGCCCGCAGCAUAGAGAGUGCUCUCAAUGAGUUGUUCAGGAAGUCAGAGGUGCACAAAGACUUUAUGAGCGUUCGCGUCCGUAACCUGGCGCCCAGCAACUCCAUCCUGGCGUUUGUGGAGGCCCACUUCAAACCAGAUACAAGAUACAUGGUGGAGGACAUCGAAGGAGCCCUGCUGAAGCAGUUGAAGGCCUCCAAAGACACCAGCAUCGCUGUGAAGAAGCCGGAAGAUGAGAAUAUUCGCUUCACCAAUUAUGGCCUCUCCUCCAUCCCCUUCUUCACCACCACUACCACCACCACCACGGCAUCAGUCACCACAGCUGCUCCCACCACCACCACCACCACUACCACCACCACCAGGCUUCCACCGAACUCUCCCUACAUCACCCGGCGCCCGCCAGGGACCACUCGUCGCCCUUACAGCAGACGUACCACCACAACCUCAGCACCAGUCACCACACCACUACCCACCACCACCACCACGACAACUGUCACCAUACCCGCGCUGCCUCCAACCACCACCAUAGCCCAUGUUAAAAGCAAUGCCCAGAAGCCCUGCAGUUCCCACCCCUGUCUCCACGGUGGCACCUGCGAGGAUGAAGGCAAUGAGUUCAGUUGCAAGUGUCCCGCCGGGCGAGGAGGUUCUGUGUGUGAGAAGGUGAUCAAAUACUUCAUCCCUUCAUUUGGAGGCCAGUCGUACUUGGCGUUCCAAACCAUGAGUGCCUAUCACACGGUCCGCAUCGCCAUGGAGUUCAGAGCGUCCGAGAUGACGGGCAUCCUGCUCUACAAUGGCCAGGAUGGCAAGAAGGACUUCAUCUCUCUGGCUCUGGUGAACGGCAAGGUGGAGCUCAGGUUCAACACAGGUUCAGGGACGGGCACGGUGGUCAGCAAAGUACAUAUUGAUCAGGGCCGCUGGCAUCAGCUGGUGGUGACUCGCAACCGGCGCAACGCCAUGCUCAGCGUGGACAAUGAGCCGCACAUAGAGGGCGAAAGUCCGCGCGGCACAGACGGCCUCAACCUCGACACCCACCUGUUCAUUGGGGGAGUGCCUGAGGAAAUGAAAUCAGAUGUAAGGGAAAGGACAACGGUGGCCACAGGUCUCAUGGGCUGCAUCCGCAUGCUGGAUGUCAACAAUCGGGUGCUCAACCUGCAGGAGAACGGUGGUGACAGUCUGUACGGCAGCGGUGUGGGUGAAUGUGGCAACAACCCCUGCCAACCAAAUCCCUGCAAGAACGGCGCUGCGUGCCAGGUCAAGGAAGCAGAGAUGUUCCACUGCAAGUGCAGCAAAGGAUUCUGGGGUCCAACUUGUGCUGACGUCCAUGAUCCAUGCGAGCCCAACAGGUGCCAUCCAUCCUCCCAGUGCCAGGUGCUGCCCGAGGGAGGCUACAAAUGCGAGUGUCCCAUGGGACGCGAAGGGAGGCACUGCGACAAAGUGGCUGAGAGGAGAGGGGCUUACAUGCCACUAUUCAACGGAGACUCUUACCUGGAGUUGAAGGGGCUCCAUCUCUAUGGACACGACCUGCGUCAAAAGCUCAGCAUGACAGUGAUUCUCAUGGCCAACGACUCCAACGGUUUGAUCUUCUACAAUGGACAAAAAUUGGACGGAAGAGGAGACUUCAUCUCUCUGUCCCUCAAUGACGGGAUCCUGGAAUUCCGUUAUGACUUGGGGAAAGGACCUGCCACCAUCAGGAGUAAGGAAGCAAUCCAGCUGAACGUGUGGAACACCAUCAACCUGGAGCGCUCCAACCGCAAAGGAGAGAUCAUGGUGAACAAGAAGGACCCUGUCCGAGGGGAGGCACCGAAAUCACGCAAGAACCUGCACGUAGAUCUUAACCUGAAAGAGUCUCUAUUUGUUGGUGGAGCUCCUGACUACAGCCGACUAGCGAGAGUCGCUGCACUUACAGAGGGCUUCAAGGGAACAAUCCAGAAGAUCGUUCUGAUGGGUACCCCCAUCCUCAGAGAAGAGAACGCCCUGCGCUCCAGCAACAUAGCCAUGUUCCAGGACCAUCCAUGUUCCCAGGAGCCCUGCCACAACGGUGGUCGCUGCAACCCCCAGCUGGACACCUAUGAGUGUGUUUGCCUCAGUGGUUUCUCAGGGGGACACUGCCAGAACACAAUCUACGAGAAGUCUGCCGGAGAGACGGAAGCCAUCGCCUUUGACGGGAGGACGUUCAUUGAGUAUCACAAUGCUGUUACAAAGAGUGAGAAGGCUCUGCUGGUGAAUAAAUUUGAGCUCAGCAUUCGGACGGAGGCGACCCAGGGCCUCGUGCUGUGGAGCGGGAAGGGCGUGGAGCGCUCUGACUACAUUGCUCUGGCCAUCGUGGAUGGAUAUGUCCAGAUGACAUAUGACUUGGGCUCCAAGCCUGUGGUGCUGCGCUCGUCUGUGCGUGUCGACACCAACCGCUGGAUACGCAUCAAGGCCAGCAGAGCACUUAGAGACGGCUCUCUACAGGUUGGCAAUGAGGCAGCGGUAACAGGGUCAUCGCCUUUGGCAGCAACACAGCUGGACACGGACGGAGCACUCUGGUUGGGCGGUCUGGAGGAGCUGGCAGUGGCCCGUCGGUUGCCCAAGGCCUACAGCACCGGCUUUGUUGGCUGCAUCAAGGACGUGGUGGUGGAUGGUAUAGAGCUUCAUCUGGUGGAGGACGCCUUGAACAGCCCCAACAUACAGCACUGUUCCGCCGCCAAAUAAGUCAGCAGAGACAAAAUAUUGAGAAAAUAAUGGGAAAAAAAAAAAAAGAAAACCUCCCACCCACUUCCUCCAUAGCGCCCAUGUCUCCUACUGUAAUUAUUUUCUAUUUUUGUAUACUUUUCAUCGCUUUUUAUAUGGAAAGAAAAUUAAUAUGUCGUUUUAAUUUUUGUUUUAUGUAUUUUUGUUUUAAUCUGCACCAUUCACAGAACACACUUUCUUUUUCUUUUCUGCUCUGACCCUUUUUUUUUUUUUUUUUUUUUUUUUUUUUGAAAAGCAGGCAUCUCUGUGAAAAAGAGAUAUUUUAUUCUUAUCGGUUUUGUUGUUUUAAAACAAACGCCAGCUUAAACAAAAAAAAAAAAAAGAAAAAGAAAAGCCUGCUCCUUUUCCUCGCUCAUUACUUGAACACUGGUGGACCUCGCUGAUGAUCUCUGGUUACUGCCUUGUCUUGGUGCCAUAUCUAUCCACAUUCCCCAAGCAUGGCCUAUACAUCCACACAUCCAUGAAUAUUUAGACACACAUUCCCGCGUGAGAGCUGAACGCAGUGUACGCUGUAGCCGGUGUGUGCAGUUCUUUGAUGCUGCAGCCAGCUGGCGUCUCCAGUCAAGAAACUCUGUAUUCAGCCCCAGUAGCCCACUGUAUUUUCCUAAUGGGACUUUUCAGAUAUCAGUCAAGCUGCUAUAGUGAGAAAGUACACAGUCGAAACCACUCGAUCAACCCCCAUCUCACAGCGCUAAAACAAAAAAAAAAAAAAAAACAGAAACUCUCCACUCGAUCUGAAUCCCAUCAGAGCCUUUAGUUUUGAAAUAUGACUCACUAACACUGCAACCCGACAUGAUGGAGAUGGAGAGAGCGCUGCGUUCCACAAUGACUCGUAUAUCAUUAGUCAUAAGUCAAGACAUGAAUCAUAGACAUGAAUAAAUGUUAUAAAUAUAGAGUAUAUAAAUAAUACCUGAGACUGUGAAUAUGUAAGAUGGGUUCUAUUUGGAGAAUUGUGCUUCUCAUGUAUUCUUGUGCGUUCUGUUUUACAAUCAGCAGUUGAACUAAUGAUGACCACUAUAAAUGCAUGCACUUCUGCAGUGUUGGUUUGAAUCUGGUUUUCGUUUGUUUAUUUGUUUUUUUCACUAUUUGUCCAAAAACAAAAAAACGUUUCUAACUUGGAAAACGUCACUGUUUGGGGGUUUGGUUUGUUUGCUUUUUUUGCAGUGACUAUAAAAGGGUUCCUUUUUUUCCUCUUAUUUCCACUGAUGUAAUUUCAGAAACUACAGAGCUCAGAAUAAUGUUUUUCUUCAUUCCCUGUAUUUUUUCUUUUUGAACUUUUUGAUUUUUCUCGGAAGCGGCUAGUUUUGCAGGACCCUGAAUGGUGCAUAAGGAUGAAAAGUUAAUACCAUAUCUGACCUUAAGGAGGUGCUGAAAGCAAAGACUGAAGAAGAGGACAGACACAAAGGAGGGAAGAAGGAGAGAUCUUAUCUUGGAGAGAGCUACUGCUCUUGGGAAUGUCCUGUCAGACAACACAAACAAAAAAGCUUAAAAAAAACUCUGCCUGAGACUUGUUUUCUUUUCGUAUUUGACCUAGGAGCAUUCCUGGAGGAGUCUUUAUUCGGCUGUUGGUGAGAGAGUGACUGUGAUGUUGUUGUGACCUUUUGAAGCCAUAACAGCCGCAAAAAUGGGGAAAAGAUGCAUAAUCUUUCAGUACUUGGAAAUUAACAUAGUAACGCAUGGGUUUGUAUUACUAGUGCGAAUUCUGUAACAUUCAGUGAACUGAUGCAACAUGGAGUCGUCUUUGCUGAACCACAAUAAGCUGCGAUGACUGACUUAAAGACUCUUGUUUUGAUAUGAGAACCUUGGCAAUAUUCUAAAACAAAAUCAUGUUUGUUCGUGAUCAAGUAUCAAAUAGUCUUGUACGAUUUUUUUUUCUUUCUUAAGUUCUUAAUUUUUUAUCUUUUUUUUUUGCUUCUUAAAUCAUCAACAACCUGUUUUUGUACAGCCCUGCAAUUUUUAAGUGUAAAUUUAGCAAAUGUGUGAUCUGUGGAGGUUUAUGUUUUUAGUAAUAUACACUGGAACCCUGUCUGACUUGUCUGUUCGCCCACACCAUGAUAUACAUAUGUACAUGGAGGGACAGCCCUAAAGCUAUAACUGCGGGUGUGUGUGAUCACGCUCUGAGUGUCCACACCAGACCAGGAAACCCUUAAAUACUAGCACUCGCUCUCUCCUUAGACUGGUCAUGUUUGACCACAUUGUUGUUUGAAUUUGAUCUAUUCAGGUGGCAACACUUAAAAUGAGUGAUUCCUGUGUAUUUGGAUGGACUCAAGAACAAUAAAGACAGCUGCAGUCUAUGAUUUGCGUGAAAACUAUGAAUUGCCUUAAAACUGGUCACCUUCACCUUGAGCAGGUGACAAAUACGUCAUGCAUAUAACCAUUUCCUUACUUUAGCCAGUGUAUUAGCCUCAUCCCCAUGAUGUAAACGAGUAAUAUUUAAUAAUAAUGAUAAUUAUAUUAGUAAUAAUGUCCAUACAUAACAAAAAAAUUUCCAGGGGGCCUCUACAAAUGUCCCCUCUGGCUUUUUACAAAAAAAAUCUCCUAUUUACUGGUUUUUGAAUCUAUUUUCUGUUCAUUAUUUAUGUCUACAUGUGGAUUACCCUCCAUCUCUGGCCUCUGUAAACUACUGUCUGACUGCGCAAACCUCCUCAAAGGGCAGUGCACCGAGUAAGAGUGGCAUGACCUGAACAUUACUAACUUUAUGACCUUUGUCUUGUGUUCCUACCACCAUGAAAUAAAAUGUCAACCAAAUGGA
Molecule: messenger RNA, 10794 nt
Organism: Scatophagus argus
Lineage: Eukaryota; Metazoa; Chordata; Actinopteri; Scatophagidae
Gene: agrn
Product: agrin
Exons: 36
Coding region: 2037-8003 (1988 amino acids)
Biological process (GO): cell differentiation; receptor clustering; G protein-coupled acetylcholine receptor signaling pathway
Molecular function (GO): laminin binding; calcium ion binding; serine-type endopeptidase inhibitor activity
Source: RefSeq, a predicted model, not a curated record